Molecule: messenger RNA, 2397 nt
Organism: Capronia coronata CBS 617.96
Lineage: Eukaryota; Fungi; Ascomycota; Eurotiomycetes; Chaetothyriales; Herpotrichiellaceae
Exons: 3
Coding region: 1-2397 (798 amino acids)
Molecular function (GO): protein binding
Source: RefSeq, a predicted model, not a curated record
AUGCGAUUUCUGCAGACCGAGUGGCACAGACAUGAACGAGACCGCAAUGCGUGGGAAAUAGAGCGUGAAGAGAUGAAGAACCGAAUAGCCAUUCUCGAAGGCGAGACGAGGACAAGCAAAGGCUUGCGGACCUCGCUCGAAAAGCAUGUUAAGCUACUGGAAAUCGCCCUCAGAAAGGAACGCGAAAAAGCCCGGAGUCUCGCCAAAGGCGAGGCCGUCGAUGCCGCGAAGGACCCCAAGGAGAUAGCCCGGGAGGAAUUGAAGAGGAUUGGAAAAGAAUCGCUUUUGAAGAACAUCAGCCACCUUGACGCCCAAAUCGAUCCGGACCAUCAUCUUGCACAGGGCAUACGACAAGAAAAAGAGCGCGAUAAGUCAAAAGGCUACCUAUCCAAGUGCUCCUCUGAAAUCAUGUACCACGUCCUACCUACGAGUCAUAUCCCACCGGAGGUGAACGAGUCUCGUCCUUCGAGCAACACGAAUCAUGUCUUUCCAGGUCGGCAACCGUCGCAGCAAGAGCUUGAGGACGCCUACUUGCAAUUACAGCAGAUCAAGCAACAACAGCACCGGAACGUGGCUAUGGUCAGGGAAAGCGCUACACAACAACGCCCACAUUUGGACGAGCCUACGUCGCUCACACGUACCAACACUCAGAUCAAUACGGAAGAAUUGCAAAGAGAUCCAGUUGAAAGAAGGCUGUCAGAGCAGAUGGUGCAUUCCGUACCUGUUUUGGAGCCGCAAAAGAACUUCUUCAACGAGCAACCCCCUGUUACUGAAGACCAAGUUGAAUCCAUAUCUCACAGUUUUGAUUCUUAUGGCCGGGAAAUUUCGCUGAAAGACUUGAAUGAGAUGCGGGCGGUCCAGGAGUCCAAGCAGGAAAUGGCGGACGGCUGGGAUUUCGACGAAGGCCCUGCACCUCCGGACAAACCAACCGAUGCGCCACCACAGUAUAGGCCAGAUACGGAGGUAUUCCCCAGCGCGCAUCUUAUCCCGUCAAAGUCUCCGCCCCGACAUCCUGGAUCGUACCGAAGAAAGAGUUCAGGGGGGAGACGACGUAGCGAGGGCAGCAGUGAGAUGCGAGAUUUGACUUCGACGAAAAUCGAUACUUCACAGUUCAAGGUCCGGUUCGCCAUGCGGGGUCAUCUGGAUGUUGUUCGCUCGGUCAUUUUCACAGGAGGUGGCAGCCCAUCGGAGCCUGAGUUCUGCACGGCCGGCGAUGACGGAGUUGUGAAGCGAUGGCACAUUCCGGCCUCGUAUGCUCACAAUCUAUCUGUGAGCGACGACUUGGAUCGAAUUGCGCACUUCACUCAUCGCGGUCAUAUCGGUGCUGUAUGCUCGUUGGCAGCCUGUCCUGCAUCACCGAAUUUCUCUAGUGGCGGUCGAGCUGCCGGGGAUGGCUGGAUCUUUUCUGGCGGCGAGGAUGCUACAGUCAAAGUGUGGGAGCGUGGUCGUGUGGAUGCCAAAGCAACCCUGGAAGGCCACAAAGACGCCGUCUGGGCGUUGUGCUGUCUACCUGGCUUAACGGGGACUCUCCUCGGUGACCGAUGUUCUCAAUUUGGUGGACCCGACCGUGUCCUUCUCGUGGCCGGUGGUGCUGAUGGAACAAUCCUCAUCUGGGCAGUCAGCACACCGCCUCAGCUGAGUUCACCGCCUGCUGGAAGUCGCUCGGCACGAGGCAGCCGCAGAGCCAAUUCGAUAUCAGCCGGCUCCAACUUUCCCAGCUCGCCUCAGCCCAGCGUGGCCAGCGCUACGCCUUUCAACUAUUGCUUGGUGCACCGGAUAGAACGCGCAGAUAGACCAGCUCCGACCUCAAUCUCUCCUUUGGGUCCUCGCGGCGAAAGCUUUGUUGUCGGCUAUACCGACGCCAGCAUUCUAGUAUUCGACACGCGGACGGGUGAAGAGAUUGUCGGCAUGGCCAGCCAAGAAACCUACGAUGGAACUCGAAAUACUGGUGUCAACGCCGUUGUGGCUAGCAGCACCGGGUUUGACACCCGAGAUUCCCUUGCGCCGGGUCGGCGGGGGUCCAUGGGCGAAGAUGAUGUCGUGCAUGGCGCGACAGGCUCCGAUGAUGGAGUUGAAGGCGUUGUGAUUGCCGGAUAUGAGGACCGAUACAUUCGCUUUUUUGAUGCCAACAGUGGACAAUGCACAUAUACCAUGCUCGCACAUCCAUCGGCGAUUUCUUCCUUGUCUCUCAGUCCAGACGGCAAAGAGCUGGUGUCGGGAGGUCACGAUGCAAGUUUACGAUUUUGGUCCCUUGAGAAGAGAAGCUGUACACAGGAAAUUUCCAGUCACCGCAUCAUGAGAGGAGAAGGAGUCUGCAGCGUGGUCUGGAGUCCUGAUGGAAGAUGGGUCAUCAGCUGCGGCGGAGAUGGCGCAGUCAAAGUCUUUUCAAGGACGUGA